AUGUCAGCCGUUGGAUCGCUCAUUUUCUGCACGGGAUGUGGAAACUUGCUCGAUUCCGUGAGCUCUAAGCCCACAUUGGACUGUCAGGUGUGCAAGAAAACAUACGCGAGUCUGCAGUUCGCAGACUUGAAGGUUGUCACUGAGUCCUCCGAGGACGCUUUUCCAUCGGCAUUGAAAUUGAAGCAAUCUGUGGUGAAGACUACAUUGAAAACUGAUGAAAUAGAAGAGGGCGCCACGAUCAAGGAGAAAUGUCCUAAGUGUGGAAACGACGAGAUGCAAUACCAUACCUUACAAUUGAGAUCGGCCGAUGAAGGUGCCACUGUUUUCUACACCUGUACCAGCUGUGGCUAUCGUUUCAGAACCAAUAACUAG
This is a messenger RNA of Metschnikowia bicuspidata var. bicuspidata NRRL YB-4993, 372 nucleotides long. It is a transcript of the gene RPA12, whose product is annotated as DNA-directed RNA polymerase I core subunit. Gene Ontology annotation, biological process: termination of RNA polymerase I transcription; DNA-templated transcription. Lineage: Eukaryota; Fungi; Ascomycota; Pichiomycetes; Serinales; Metschnikowiaceae. Bases 1 to 372 code for a protein of 123 amino acids. The record is from RefSeq and is a predicted model, not a curated record. Gene Ontology annotation, molecular function: nucleic acid binding; DNA-directed RNA polymerase activity; zinc ion binding. The transcript has a single exon. Gene Ontology annotation, cellular component: RNA polymerase I complex.